Molecule: messenger RNA, 2697 nt
Organism: Sapajus apella (tufted capuchin)
Lineage: Eukaryota; Metazoa; Chordata; Mammalia; Primates; Cebidae
Gene: TRAF5
Product: TNF receptor associated factor 5
Exons: 11
Coding region: 95-1771 (558 amino acids)
Biological process (GO): tumor necrosis factor-mediated signaling pathway; regulation of apoptotic process; positive regulation of canonical NF-kappaB signal transduction
Cellular component (GO): plasma membrane signaling receptor complex
Molecular function (GO): zinc ion binding; thioesterase binding; tumor necrosis factor receptor binding
Source: RefSeq, a predicted model, not a curated record
UGGCUGCAGAGGAGCCUCCCUAAUACAUAGCCUAGUCAAGACCUGCUACUUUCCCUAAUGGUGUGGUGGAAACAGUGUGGACUUCAGAAUCUGAAUGGCUUAUUCAGAAGAGCAUAGAGGUGAGCCCUGUGGUUUCAUCCGCCAGAAUUCCGGCAACUCCAUUUCCUUGGACUUUGAGCCCCAUAUAGAGUACCGGUUUGUGGAGCAGUUGGAAGAGCGCUACAAAUGUGCCUUCUGCCACUCGGUGCUUCACAACCCCCACCAGACGGGAUGUGGGCACCGCUUCUGCCAGCACUGCAUCCUCUCGCUGAGAGAAUUAAACACAGUGCCAAUUUGCCCUGUAGAUAAGGAGGUCAUCAAAUCUCAGGAGGUUUUUAAAGACAAUUGCUGCAAAAGAGAAGUCCUCAACUUAUAUGUAUAUUGCAGCAAUGCUCCUGGAUGUAAUGCCAAGGUUAUUCUGGGCCGGUACCAGGAUCACCUUCAGCAGUGCUUAUUUCAAGCUGUGCAGUGUUCUAAUGAGAACUGCCGGGAACCAGUCCUACGAAAAGACCUGAAAGAGCAUUUGAGUGCAUACUGUCAGUUUCGAGAGGAAAAAUGCGUUUAUUGCAAAAAGGAUGUAGUAGUCAUCCAUCUACAGAAUCACGAGGAAAACUUGUGUCCUGAAUACCCGGUAUUUUGUCCCAACAAUUGUUCGAAGAUUAUUCUAAAAACUGAGGUGGAUGAACACCUGGCUGUAUGUCCUGAAGCUGAGCAAGACUGUCCUUUUAAGCACUAUGGCUGUGCUGUAACGGAUAAACAGAGGAACCUGCAGGAACAUGAGCAGUCAGCCUUACGGGAGCACAUGCGUUUGGUUUUAGAAAAGAACGUCCAAUUAGAAGAACAGAUUUCUGACCUACACAAGAGCCUAGGACAGAAAGAAAGUAAAAUCCAGCAGCUAGAAGAAACUAUAAGUAAAAUUGAAAAGGAGUUCAAGCAGUAUACACAGUUUUUUGGCAGAAAUGGAAGCUUCCUCUCAAACAUCCAGGUUUUUGCCAGUCACAUUGACAAGUCAGCUUUGCUAGAAGCUCAAAUGCAUCAAUUAUCACAAACUGUUAAACAGCAACAAAAUGAAUUUGACCUGAGGCCUUUGAUGGAAGCAGUUGAUACAGUGAAACAGAAAAUUACCCUGCUAGAAUACAAUGAUCAAAGAUUAGCUGUUUUAGAAGAGGAAACUAACAAACAUGAUACCCACAUUAAUAUUCAUAAAGCACAGCUGAAUAAAAAUGAAGAGCGAUUUAAAUUGCUGGAGGGUACUUGCUAUAAUGGAAAGCUCAUUUGGAAGGUGACAGAUUACAAGAUGAAGAAGAGGGAGGCGGUGGAUGGGCACACAGUGUCCAUCUUCAGCCAGUCUUUCUACACCAGCCACUGUGGCUACCGGCUCUGUGCUAGAGCAUACCUGAAUGGGGAUGGGUCUGGGAAGGGGACACACCUGUCCCUGUACUUUGUGGUCAUGCGAGGAGAGUUUGACUCAUUGUUGCAGUGGCCAUUCAGGCAGAGGGUAACCCUGAUGCUUCUGGACCAGAGUGGCAAAAAGAACCACAUUAUGGAGACCUUCAAGGCUGACCCCAAUAGCAGCAGCUUUAAAAGACCUGAUGGGGAGAUGAACAUUGCGUCUGGCUGUCCCCGCUUUGUGGCUCAUUCUGUUUUGGAGAAUGCCAGGAACACCUACAUUAAAGAUGACACUCUGUUCUUCAAAGUGGCCGUGGACUUAACUGACCUGGAGGAUCUCUAGUCACUGUUUAUGGGGUGAUAAGAGGAUUUCUUGGGGCCAGAACCAUGGAGGAGAGCACAUUUGAUUAUCAUAUUGACCUGGAUUUAGACUCAAAGCACAUUUGUAUUUGCCUUUUUCCUUUGAAGUCAGUUUAAAACUUCUGAAGUGCUGUCUUUUUACAUUUUACUCUGUCCCAGUUUGAAAGUUAAAACACCUAGAAUACCCUAUUAUUUAUAUUUUUAUAUUUCUUGAAAGAUGGUAAGUUUCUUGAAGUUUUCGGGGCGUUUCUCUUUUACUGGUGUUUAGCGCAGUGUCUCAGGCACUCUAAAUAUUGAAUGUUAUGGAGGACAUAGAGGCAGCAGAAUUCCCAGUUGAAAUGCUUUGAUAUUUUAUUGUUUGGCCUGUUGAUUCUAGACCUGGCCUAAGCCUGCAAAAGCCGUCUUUAUAAAGAUAAGGUAGGCUGUUCCAGGUAAGUAGUGGGUGAUGUAGUUACAAAGAUAACAUGCUCAGUUUCGACCUUUUUUUUUUUCCAGUUAAAUGCUAAAUACGUGGAAAUUACUAUACCUCUAAGUAUUUUUAUGAAAUUCAUUAGCAGUUUGCAAGCACAAUUUUGCAAGGCCACACGAGAACUGGUGAAUGGGGUAAGGAUUUUCAUUCUCCCUGAAGUAAAGCAGAAAGUACUGCUUAGUAAUAUAUAAGAUAUAGCCAGCCAGCUACGGUUCAGAUUUCAUUAGGUUCAACCCUAUGAAAAAAACUAAUUUCAUAGGUCAAAUGUGGUCAAAAAUUAGCAGUUUCAUAAGAUUCAACCAAAUAAAUAUAUAUGUACAUAUAUAUACACAUAUAUAUAUAUAUAUACACAUAUCCACCUAUAUGUGUAUGUAUAUAAACAGUUUGAAUGUAUUUUGAUAACAAUAAUAAAUCAAUGUGAAGAUGGAUAGAAUUUAGUA